AUGAACAAAUUUGGCGGCAGAAAGGAUAAAGAUAAGGAAACUUCACACAAACGAGAUAAAUCAAGAGACAACAAGUCGGCCGAAAAAUCUACCGAGAAGAAGAGUCGAUCAGUUUCCGACAUUUUCACCUCAUUGUUUGUUCAUAUCAGAAAUUCGAAGUCGGAGAAGGAACAAGAUGAAGACCAGGAAAAGAUUUCUCGGAUCAGAAGCUUAUUGGAAUCCGAUGGACACAAUGAUGUGAAAGACGAUCAAGUUCUGUUUUGUCUCAAUUCAAUUUAUGCCAAUGGAAAUGUCGAGAAAGCACAUCAAAUUUUGCUAGUGUUCCAUAACUCGCUCUCCGGGGUCAUAUAUCCAUAUGAUCCAAAAAUAACAAUGCUCGGAGCACAGAAUUCUCGUGGAGUUACCUGUUGGCUGGAUUCUUUUCUAGCUUCAUUGUUUACAGUCCCUACUCAAUUUCAAGAACUACUCAACAACUUCUACGAAGAUCCUCUCAAACAAAACCUGAUCCAAUUGAUUAGAUUAUGGGUAAACCUCAUGAGAUCGGGCAUUUUGAUUGAAGUUAACAUCACCGAGCGCAUCCUGGAUAGUUUGAUCGAAUGCGGCUGGGACGACUUGGAUAAACUCAAAGAGCAAGACCCGACUGAGGCACACAUGAAGAUUGGAGAUAUUCUCGAUUGGCCAAUGCUUGACUUAAGAGUCGAUUAUGAACAUGGUGGUAUCCGCGAAAAGGAUGAUCAUAGAACCUCGAAAGAGCGGACGCUUCCAAUCUCCAUUUCAACCGAUCAUGAGGGGCCAGGUCGUUUGCGGCUCGAAGAAUGUAUUGAACGGUCCUUGUUGUCUUUAGUCAAAAUUCAAAGACGCGUCGAACCCGACGAUGACGACCGAAAACCAGUCCCAGAACACGUGGAGACCGCAGAAGCCGAACCUAAUACUGACAAAAAGCCAACCUCAGAACAUGUCGAGAACACAGAAGCCGAAUCGGACACUGUAUCUCCAGGCCACGUGGAGAUGAAUGGCCAGUCAUCUUCCCAAAACCAUCUCACUCGGGAGGUCACACAUGAUGGAGGGUCAUUAAACCGUACGACGAGUCGCAUGUCUACGCGUAAAGAAAGAGAAGUCGACGCGUUUAUAUUAUCUAAGCUGAUUCGUCCGUCCAGCAGUUGGUCUCCGAUUUCUUGCCAUUUAAAUUCAAAUAUUGCUCCACUUAAGACCGUACCUGUACUAAUUGGUGAUAUAGUUUGGUUUUCUAAACCCGCUCCUGCAAACAAUCGAGAAUUCGUUGAACGGAUCAAACAAAACCAUAAUCCAAUGCUAGGAUUUGAUUUGAAAAGAUAUCACAAUGUGGAGGGACCAGACGGCAAAGAAGUUCUGAAAAAGAAUAACACCCAUGUUGAUAUCCCAAAGAAAAUGAAACUACCACCACACUUGGUCCAUGAAUAUGAAGGUUCAAACGAGGUAGCAAUCUCGGAUUGUUUCGAGCUGGUACUUCGAUCGAUGAUUUGCCACGAAGGAUCACUCGAAAGUGGACACUAUAGAUCGCUAAUUCGCUUAGAUGUGGAGACCAAUGGUGGCUUGGAUUCUGUACAACCGAAAGAUGGUCAACAUCCACCAGCUUAUGUUGAUGACUGCUGGAUAGUUCACGAUGACAUUGCAAAGGGGGGGCGAGUAGCCAAAGUAGACAUUGAUGCAGCUCUGAAGCAGGACAGCAAAUACGGAAUGCCAGUCACUUUGUGGUAUGAAUUUGUUCCCAUUCUGGCGAACCUUUCCCCAGAAGAUUUGGCAAGAUUUUCAGACAAUACGACACCUCCAUCGUACACAUAUUCUUCUGUUCCAAGUAUAGAUGUACAGAUUUCCAAGGCCAGCCCAGAUUUAAACAGUGGCAGCGGCGAUGACGAAGGAUAUUUUACCCCACCACCGAACGAUCGUUCGAACUCUGUUGUCAGAUUUUCAUCCGAGAUUGAUCGAUCCCGUAGAAGUCUCAAUCUUCCUGAUGAUGACAGAAGAGGAAGCGUUGCGGCCACGGAUGCGAGUAGUGUCAGCGUUGAAAAAUCAGACAACGAAUCAGCUCCUGCUACGCCAGGUGAGGAGCCGGUCAGUGCCAGAACUUCAAGAACAUUUCGGAGGAGCAAGGCAUCUCGGAGUCGACCACCAAGUUCCUCGAACGAAAAACCCGAAAACCGUAGGUCAUACUUUAAAGACUUGAUUACACGGGCAAGUAAAGAGUCUUUACAAAAGCCAGACACGAGCAAAGAAUCUAUACCUGCUGUGCCUGCUCUGCCUAGUCUAGGAUUAGAUGGUCCUGUCGACUCUAGUACUAAUGGAGAUCUCGCGAAACCUGCUGAGACAAGUGGUGGAAUAUCCCGUAAAGGCAGCAAGAAGGGUAAAAGGCGAAGCAAGGAUACCACGGACAUGGAUGCCAAAGAUAAGGACAAAAAUUCGGAUCAUUCAGAUAGAGUUUGUAAUAUUAUGUGA
Molecule: messenger RNA, 2472 nt
Organism: Botrytis fragariae
Lineage: Eukaryota; Fungi; Ascomycota; Leotiomycetes; Helotiales; Sclerotiniaceae
Product: putative ubiquitin c-terminal hydrolase family protein
Exons: 4
Coding region: 1-2472 (823 amino acids)
Biological process (GO): protein deubiquitination
Molecular function (GO): cysteine-type deubiquitinase activity
Source: RefSeq, a predicted model, not a curated record